This is a messenger RNA of Metarhizium robertsii ARSEF 23, 1575 nucleotides long. RefSeq names its product Regulator of chromosome condensation, RCC1. The transcript has 2 exons. The record is from RefSeq and is a predicted model, not a curated record. NCBI's taxonomy places the organism in Eukaryota, Fungi, Ascomycota, Sordariomycetes, Hypocreales, Clavicipitaceae. Gene Ontology annotation, cellular component: cytoplasm. Gene Ontology annotation, molecular function: guanyl-nucleotide exchange factor activity. Bases 1 to 1575 code for a protein of 524 amino acids.
AUGCCUUCUGUAUCGGCCUCCAGAGAACGCAAAGUCAAGGAUCAAAAACACGGAUCGAAUCGAGAGGGCACAGUGCCGCGAAUCAGCAAAUCGACCCAAAAGGCAUCGAAGCCCAUUGCCAAUCAAAAUAAUGCAAGGUCCACAGCCGCUGGACGCAAACGCUCUUUAGAAACUGCGCACGAUGAUCAGACAUCUACCACCACUUCUGGCAUCUCAAAACGGGUGAAAACCGGCUCAAUUAGGUCCAAGGAGCCAACCAAAUUAGCCACCAUCAACAAUGCGCCUACCGCGAAGCUCACGGUUCUUGUUUUUGGCGGUGGUGAAAUGGGCGAGCUUGGUCUUGGACCGAAGAAGAACGAAGCCCUACGUCCUACGCGCAACCCACAUUUAUCUGCUUUCGAUGUUGUCCAAGUCGCCUGUGGCGGCAUGCAUACUGUUGCGCUGACGUCGGACAAUAAAAUUAUUACCUGGGGUGUGAACGAUGAGAACGCUCUUGGAAGGGAUACGCAGUGGGACGGCAAGCUUCGUGACAUGGACGCCGCUUCAGAGGAUGACGAGGACGACGAGGACAUGAAUCCCUUAGAGUCGACUCCUAUGCAAAUCCCAUCUAACUACUUCCCUCCACAUAUACGAUUUGUUCAGGUCGCUGCUGGCGACAGCUGUAGCUUUGCGCUCACCGAUACUGGCCAAGUUUAUGGAUGGGGCACAUUCCGCGACUCUCGGGGUGAUAAAGGUUUUAGGUAUAACGAACGUGGAGAGCUGGUUGAGAACCAAGAAAGACCAAUCCGUAUCCAAAAUCUCCAAAAUAUCACUCAGAUUUGCUGUGGCGUUGACCAUGCAUUGGCUCUUGAUAUCCGAGGUAAUAUUUGGGCCUGGGGCUGUAAUGAGCAAUACCAAUUUGGCCGCCGACUUAUUGGACGUGCCUCUAAUUCCCUUAUACCUAAUCAAGUUCGAGUCUGCCGCAAUAAAGCCAAGUAUAUAGCUUCUGGGAGCUAUCACUGCUUUGCAGUUGACAAGGAUGAUAACGUCUGGGGCUGGGGCGCAAACAAUUUCGGUGAAGCCGGAGAUGUUGAAACGGCCGGCGAUGAAGGGGCAUUCAUCACGCCAACUAAGCUUGUUGGUCUCUGCCAGAAGAAAGUCUUGGUUUUAGAUGGCGGUGCCCAUCACUCAGCCGCGGUCACCGCCAAUGGCGAAUGCUUUGUAUGGGGUCGAAUGAUGGAAGGACAGCUUGGUAUAGACUUUACUCCCGAGCAACUACAAGAUUCGACGCUCGUUCGUUGUGAUGAGCGUAACAAGCCACGCAUUUGCCUACGCCCUACUAUUGUCCCAACCAUGGCGCAUCAACAAGUCACACAUGUUGCAUGCGGCUUAGAUCACACCAUCUUGAUCGAUAAGCCUGGCAAUGCCUACUCAACGGGCUACGGCUUCCAGGGUCAGCUUGGUCUUAACUCUAGCGACGAUGUGAAAGUUUUUCAGCGCAUCACGGAUAAAAGAAUCAAGGGCGAGUUGAUCUGGGCCGGGGCGGGUGGGCGAUUCUCUAUCAUGGCUGAGUCUGCGAGUACAUCUUCCAGUUAA